AUGGUAGAAGAUACUUGCCUAAGGCGCCGUGCAGUAGGAUUGAAUCUGGAAAUACGUGGUUGCAAAGAACUUCAUUGUGUCCUACGUACGGGAAAAGAACUGAAUGUUACAAAGAAGUCACGAAGCGAAGAGGAAGGUAGCGAGAAUAGCCAACACACGGGAGAAAACAAAGAUGGCGUCAACGACAGUCUGUCUGAUUCAUCUGACGAAAUACAGAGCGACAAUCCUGACACAGACCUUCCUCCUUGUCAGAUAUUGGAGAAGACAUCACGCACUCUCAACUCCUCCGUCACCCUUACAAAGCCGUCGCUGACAAUGUCGCCAAAUCCGGCACAGAAUUUCACCUCGAUGACCUCACAAUGCCAGUACUUGAAUGGUGGCCGUGGUUACACUCAAGCUUGUAUGGGUGAGCAAAUGUACUACCCUCACCAUCCGAAUACGGGGCGCUCACCAUCAAGUUCUUUCCUUCCGGUCACCACAUCAACGCUACUUCCGCCGGUAUCGUCCAGCCUCAGCUUACACCCUGUAAGUCCUCAACUGCAAGCAUGUCGUCUUUCUGGACAAACUAACGCAUGUGCACUGGCUCAAAGCACUUCUCAUCUGAACCCAGCCACCCAGGGCUACGCUAUUCGGACUUCUCCACAGCAGAACCACCCGUCUUUGCCUUCGUGCACCUAUAUGCAGACUGCCCAACCAUAUCCAACAACGUUGACACCCAACGUUCACAUGAUGAACAUGAACUUUACAGGACCUAUGGCGUGACAGUAUAUUCAAGUUGCCUACAGGUGGCGACACUGUAUAGAAAAUAAUUGAAUGAAAAUAAGCCCUAUUGGGAUAACACCACAUAGAGGUGUUUUCUGCAAUCGGAAAACUCAAGGUUAUAUCUAUUGAGACAAAACAAAACAUAUGACUAAACUAAAGACAAAUGAUUUUACAAACAAAAUUUUAAAAAUAUAAGCUAAAAUACAAAAAAAA
Molecule: messenger RNA, 975 nt
Organism: Octopus sinensis (East Asian common octopus)
Lineage: Eukaryota; Metazoa; Mollusca; Cephalopoda; Octopoda; Octopodidae
Exons: 2
Coding region: 1-762 (253 amino acids)
Source: RefSeq, a predicted model, not a curated record